ACGUGGUUUUAGAAUUAGUCCGACGAUAUGUAAUUAAAUAUAGUAAAUUCAAGAUGCGCAUUUCUUAUUAAUACAUCUAUUUAUUAAGCUCUUGCUACUAAAAAAACUUGAGCGAAAUAAAAUUUAUAUAUGUCACAUCGCACCUCAUGCACAUCACGUCACUUUCAUAACGUCACACUAAAGUAUGCCAAAAUCCAAACAUGUUUUUAAAUUUGCAUGCUCAACUUCGUAGUUGCAUGACAAGAAAAAACAACCCACAAUAAAAAUUCAACACAACCUAAAUCGGAACAAUGAUUCAAUCUGAUUCAUUUCCUGAACACAAUUGAAUUAAUUUCACAAAUUAAUAUGAAUGAGUUUUGCAGAGUUGGCUGGCAUGAACCCACAAUACUCUUUAACCCUAAAAGUUUAACAGUCAUGCAUCAUCACCAUAUUUCUGGAAAUUAAGAAUUAUUCAUUGUACGCACUCGUCUCAUCUCAUCUCAUGCAGGAUGUAGCAAAGCAUUUCCAUACAUCAAAAAUAUUCACAAUUAAUUAAUUAGGCGAUUAUAAAAUUAUCUAACAUUAUUACGACCAAUGUCGACAGGUGGGUUCAUUCAGGAGGUCACAAUACCUGAAAGGAAAGGUGGUGGGUCAAAUGGAAUGACAAUGAGCGAGUGUCACAUGCACAAUGCCCUCACCUAACAAGUUGGCCUUGCUGUCAGUUAAGUAAAAAUUAAGUUUUUCUGCUGGUGGAAAAGUUUUGGAGAAGCAAAGUCGUCACUUUGACUUAAGCAGUUGAGGAAAGCUGUGGAAUUGAUGGAACUCGUGACUCUAAUUUUAUUGAGGAAGACGUUUUUUUGAUAAGAUUAAGGAGUUAUAGUUCAGAGACGAUUCAUGAGCUAAGAACCCAGCAUACAAAUUGAGAUUUGAAAAUUCUUGUGAUACAAUUUUAAGCAUUUUUUCAUUUAGUAAUUUUUCAAAAGCUUUGAAAUAAUAUUUGAUUGCAUCAUAAAAUACCGCAAGACCACGCCAUGUCGUUACCACAAGUGGCAUCAACGAUCAACCUGGUGUUAGAUGAGGGCGAAAAGAAUGCUUCAAUUGUUCACAUAAAAUCCUCUGAAAGUUCAGAUUCGUCGUCCGACUUGGACUUAUCCCAGAGUAAAAACCGUGUCAAGAAGCAUUCGAAAUGGCUCGGACUAUUUUUUACCGUCCUGUCCGGCUUCCUAUUUGCGAGUGUGGGGAUCUUGGUAAAGCACAUGAAAGGAUAUCACGUCCUGAAUCUCGGUCUGUUUCGAUUCCUCGGAAUUUUCCUCCCUGCCCUACCGUGCACAUUGAUGGAAAUUUGGAAACAUAAGGCGAAAGGGAACACAAUUUUUGAACCGCUGUGGCCACUGAGUGAACCAGCAAAGCUGAGGACGAUGAUUGUUCUAUUUGGACGCGCAUUGUUCGGAUUCGGUGCGAUUAUCUCUCAAUUUAUCGCGAUCCAGUACAUCCCGGUGGCAGACGCGGUCGUAAUAAGUUCCUGUUCUUCAGUCUUUGUUGGAUUUGCGGCACAUCUCUUCCUUAGAGAAAAGUGUGGCGUUUUCCCAUUUCUCACAGCAAUCAUGACCGUUACGGGGGUGGCGAUUAUGUCGAGACCACCCAUGCUGACGGGGUCCAAAGAGUAUGACUGGGACACUAUGAUUGGGACUGGAUUUGCCCUAUCUCGAAUGGUCUUGACCAGCUUCAAAAUCGUGUUCGUCCGAUACCUUCGCGACAUGAAUGCAUCUCUGGUUGUCAUGACGACCGGAUUUCUUCAACUUAUGCAGUGCUUUGUUAUAUCCCUGGCUCUCGGGGUGUUUGAAAUUCCAACUAAACUUAGCGAUCUCGGCCUCCUAGUUCUCCUCGGUUUAAUAGGAUUCUCCUCACAGAUGAGUUUGACCUGGGCUUUGAAGUGCGAAAAGGCAGGACCCUUCGCAGUCGUGAGGACCAGUUCGGAUACAUUGUUCGCAUUUUUAUUACAGUUUCUCAUUUUCAGCGUUAUUCCGGAUAUGUACAGUGGAAUCGGCGCAGCCAUUAUUACGACAGCAGUCUUAUUGACAGUUUUCAAGAAAUGGAUUUCAUCUUUACCAGAAGAUGACAAAGUGAGAGGAAUAUUUACAUCUGCAUUUUUGUGUUAAUCACGUAUAUUUUCAAGAGUUUAUAUAUGUACCUACAAAAAUAGUUUUACAUUAUAAAUCAUCAUAAUUUAAUAAUAAUAAAUUAUUAUGCUUGGAAGACUAUGGAAUCGAAUUGUGACAUGGUAUUGAAUAAAGAGAAGCUAAAUACA
This is a messenger RNA of Folsomia candida, 2287 nucleotides long. RefSeq names its product solute carrier family 35 member G1. Lineage: Eukaryota; Metazoa; Arthropoda; Collembola; Entomobryomorpha; Isotomidae. The transcript has 4 exons. The coding region runs from base 1011 to 2138 and encodes 375 amino acids. Gene Ontology annotation, cellular component: membrane. The record is from RefSeq and is a predicted model, not a curated record.